GGACUGGAUGCGCAAAAGUCAAGGUCUCAGAAUUAUGGUUUGCUUAUAGAAGAAGAUGGAAGGCUGGAAAAAAUAAGACAGCAGCGGCUGGAAAGGAACAAGGAAUAUAAUGAAUAUUUAGCUAGGAAGCGCCAGUAUCAGAGGCAUCCACUCGGGGAACUGACAGAUGAGUACAAAGCAUUAGCACUGGGAGCCAAUGAAAGUGAUGCUGUGAAG
Molecule: messenger RNA, 216 nt
Organism: Candidula unifasciata
Lineage: Eukaryota; Metazoa; Mollusca; Gastropoda; Stylommatophora; Geomitridae
Source: the annotation of a GenBank genome assembly